UCCUCUCCCCCAAGUGCUACCGGCGAGUUGGCUAAUGUUUUGAACCGUCGACAGGAUUAACAGUGGCUUCUUUUUUUUUUGGCCUUUUCUUUUGGGGCGUUUUUAUAACACGGGUGAAUCUCCGAAAGCUGCACGUGUGCUACGGUUCAAACACGUGUUGCGUCUAAUGUGUUCAUGUCUGAGACAAGUUAGCUUCGACUGCGUUGUCAGUCCCGUCACCUCCACGCCGACCGUUCACCGGUGCGACCCCGGUGGACCGUCCGACGUCGUUUCACCGCCCGCACCAUGACCGAGAGGGGGGGCGAAGACAAACCCGGGCGAAGUCUGUCGCUGUCCAGGAGCAGGAGGAAAGGCGGUGCCCCGGCCGGGAGCCGUGCCAGUGCCGCGUCCUCGGCUCCCAUCGCCUCGUUCUUCAGCAGCCAGCCCCCGCCCCGGCUGGCCUGCCCCCUGUGUGGCCUCCUGGUGCCCAGAUUCAGGAUCAAUGAGCACAUUGAUUUGCAGUGUCAGAACUUUGACAGAGGGGACGGCGGUGUGGUGCCGAGCGUCCAGGUGUCACCCCCAGAGCCGCGUCGAGCACAGGACGAGGGGGCGAAGGAGGCCGAGACCAGUCCUUAUUUCCAAAAGAAGAACUCCCAGCGGGCCUCUCGCGAGACAAAGAGUCAAUCUGUGGCGAGGGCGACUGACCCGAGAAGUCUCUCGUCCGAGCUGUCCAGACGUGCCGGACCGGAGAGCGCACGGGCAGAUGGCGCACACGCGUCACCGCGCCUCGCCACGGAGAGAGGCCCAGCGGAGACACCGAGCGGCUCACAGAAAGAAAACCUUCCGAUUCAGAACUCGGAGGACGGAGAGGAACGCGUGGCUGCCGGUGACCCGACGACCGCCACCGGCGAGUCUCCGGGAGCAGGGGGCGAGCCGCCGUGGUCGGACGAAGGACACCACAUUACACAGACAUCCCCGUCACCAGAGACUUUCCACCAACGUCCACAAGUGCAAACCAAACUGGCAAAGAGGAGAAAGGAACCUGCCUCCGCCGGCAAGGCGUCCGAUCUCAGGAAAAGAGCCAAAUGUGACAGGAGCGGUGGGCCUGAGGGAGUCGAUGCGGAGCAGCGCGGAACUGUCGCCACCUCGCCCGACCUCGCUGCGACGCCGGGGGACCCUCGGGAGACCAGGGCCGCCGUCGUCGACGGCGAUUCACUGGCAGAGUUGUCUGAGCAAACCACCGGUGGCCGGGCAGUCGAGAGCCCUCACCCCCCGCCUCCCUACUACCUCCGUAACUUCCGCAGCGUGCUGCAGGCCGUGCUGCAGGACGAGGACGACGGGGCUCUGUUCAACCGAGACGACAUGGCUCUCGUGCAGGCUUUUGAGAGGCUAUCAGCCACGGGGCAGAAGCUGUAUGUGCGGCUCUUUCAGAGGAAGCUGAAGUGGCUUCGAGUAAAUAAACUGGAUUAUGGAGAGAUACGCAGCGACCUGGGACCCGUCGCCGAGGAGCUGAUUCAAAGUGGCUUUCUGCAGUCAGAGAACGAUCUUGAGGACCUGGGAGAGGCUCUGGAUCUCCUGCCUGCUCCUGAGCUCAAAGCUCUGGCUAAGAGCUUCCAUCUGGGCAGCUCUGGGACUCAGAAACAGCAGCUUGUGGACGGGCUUGUUCAACUGAGCAGACAAAAGUCCAUCUUCUCUCUGAGCCCUGCUCAGAACAUCAGGGCAGUCAUCCUUAAAAGGGUGAAGCAGCUCGCGGGCUCCUGCGUGCGUCUGUGUCGUGGUCCUCGCGCAGUCUUCUCUCGCAUCCUCCUGCUGUUUUCUCUGACGGAUACCAUGGAUGAGGAGGAGAUGGCAUCUGGUGGGCAGGGCCAACUUUUCACCAUCCUACUGGUCAACUCAGGACGCCUGGCCUUCCCCGACUACACAGUGCAGCGUGCAGCCAAGGUGUUCCAGGACAGAGAGGACCUGAUCAGAUAUGAAGUAUCCAUGCGAUCCCUGCAAGAGGUCAACUCAGCUAUGCAGGCAGGUCAGUGGGAAGAGGCCCUGGAGCUUUACACUGCUGCUAAAAGUGCUUGGCAGGAACUCAAGGAAAACCAUGACCUCAGACACCAGGAAGAGUUGCCUGUGUUCCUGCGCAGCUUCACUACAGGAUGGUCUUACACACGUAUCUUAUCCAGAGGGGUGGAGAUCUUGCAGAGGCUACGUCAAUACGAGGAAGCAGUGGAGGAGCUGCAGUCGUUAUUGUUGCAGUCUGUUUACUGUCCCGACAGCCGCGGGCGAUGGUGGGAGAGACUUGCGUUAAACCUUCACCAGCACCUCAAAAAACCUGAGCGGGCUAUUUGUGCUAUUAGAGAUGGGCUGUCAGACGCCCAGGUUCGAACAGGACACAAGCUCUCCCUGCAUCAGAGAGCUGUUCGGAUGAAAGAGUCUGCCAGCUUCAAGAAGUAUCGCCCGCAACUCAAAGACUUACCCACGAUUCAUGUCCAUGAUGUCAAACAUGUGACGAUCCGAGGGCAGCUGUUUCCUCAUGAGGGAGGCAUGGGGAAAUCUAUGUUUCUUUUACCAGCAAAUAGAGAGGGGGAAGCGGGUGAUGUCGCCACUGUAAUAUGUUCUGUGGAAGAACUGUCUUUAGCACACUACCGCCAGCAGGGUUUUGACCAAGGGAUCCAUGGUGAGGGUUCAACUUUCUCUACAUUGUUUGCUCUUUUGCUGUGGGAUAUCAUUUUCAUGGAAGGUAUUCCAGACGUUUUCCGAAACCCAUACCAGACAUGUCCACUGGAUCUUUACACCGACUGUUUCUAUGAGAACAGAAAGGAGGCGAUUGAUUCACGUGUUCAGUUACUCAGCGAAGCGUCUGUGGAGACGCUACACAGCAUGUUGGAGGAUGUCUGGACCUCACAGGAGGGGAAAGUGUGUUCAUUGGUCAACUGGGAGCGUUUCUCAUCCCUUCAACAUGCACAGUCCCUCGUGUCUUGCCUUGGUGGAGCCUUCUUAGGAGGAGUAAUGACAAGAAUGUCAAAAGACUACAGACACUGUCGUGGAGGUUUGCCUGAUCUGGUGGUAUGGAACACCUCCCAAAACACCUACAAGCUGGUGGAGGUGAAGGGGCCCAGUGACCGGCUGUCCCAGAAGCAACAGAUCUGGCUGGAUGAGCUUCAGAAACUGGGGGCUGAUGUGGAGGUGUGUCACGUGGCAGCUUCCGGAGCACGAGGAAUAAAGGAAUAAACGGACACAGAGGAACUGAUUGAAGAGAUUUUGCUGCUAAAAUAAGAUUUAUGUUCCUGAUUCUGAUUCAGGUUGUCUUGACCAGAUGUUGAUGCUCAAUUUAUCUUCCUAACAUAACACAUUUAACCCUAUUUGAGUAUAGGGAAUGUUGUGGAGAGGAGUGUGCCUUGUGAGUUUGGUAUCAUUAAGUCAACCACUGCUUCCAACAGGGAAGAGGUGCAUCAUGCGGCGAUGAUCACUGACAACUGCCAUGAUCAGAAAUAGCUUACAGUCAACCAGAGCUGAUGAAAUGGAUCCAGUGACCACACAAAUCUGAUGGCGUUUCCUUGUCUUUUCCAACACUACAUUCACAGGAUCUGAGGUUGCCAAGCAACAUAAACAUGUAGUUGGCUGCUUAUGGAUUAUAAGAUGGCUGUACGAGUUUGUUAUGCAGUAAUUACUGUGAUAAUGUAGCUGUAAAUAUUCAUUUUUGUCACUAUUCUUCAAGAAAAAAAAACUUGGGUGGUACAAAGAAAGAAUAGCGCUGCAAUUAAUGAUUAUUGCCAUUAUUGAUUAAACUGCUGUUUGUUUUAUCUGAAUAAUGUUUUGGUCUAUAAAAUGUCAUGUUACCCAUCUCAAUUUCCCAGCGCUCAAGUUGCCAUAAUUACAUUGUCUCUUUGGUCUUACUAACAAAUCUGUUUAGUAUCAAAAUAAGACAAACAAACAGCAAACCCUCGAAAUUUGACCUUGAAAAUGUUUUGCUUAAAGGUGACAUAUUAUGCUCAUAUUCAUACUUUUAAUUUGGGUUACCACUUGAAAAGGUUUUCAUGCUCUAAUUUCAGAAAAGGCAUCAGUGUUCUCAUUCUGCCCAUUCCUGCAGCUCCUCUUUUCACCACCUGUGUAAAACACCUGAAUUUCUUUGUGCCCCGCCUCUCAAUAAACCCCCCAGUCUGCUCUGAUUGGCCAGUUA
Molecule: messenger RNA, 4150 nt
Organism: Scophthalmus maximus (turbot)
Lineage: Eukaryota; Metazoa; Chordata; Actinopteri; Pleuronectiformes; Scophthalmidae
Gene: fan1
Product: FANCD2 and FANCI associated nuclease 1
Exons: 13
Coding region: 286-3201 (971 amino acids)
Biological process (GO): interstrand cross-link repair
Cellular component (GO): nucleus
Molecular function (GO): 5'-3' exonuclease activity; protein binding; 5'-flap endonuclease activity
Source: RefSeq, a predicted model, not a curated record